Nymphalis io (European peacock) is the source of this 4150-nucleotide messenger RNA. RefSeq names its product alpha-mannosidase 2 (gene alpha-Man-IIa). Gene Ontology annotation, biological process: protein deglycosylation; N-glycan processing; mannose metabolic process. The record is from RefSeq and is a predicted model, not a curated record. NCBI's taxonomy places the organism in Eukaryota, Metazoa, Arthropoda, Insecta, Lepidoptera, Nymphalidae. The coding region runs from base 245 to 3733 and encodes 1162 amino acids. Gene Ontology annotation, molecular function: alpha-mannosidase activity; carbohydrate binding. Gene Ontology annotation, cellular component: Golgi membrane. The transcript is spliced from 20 exons.
GUAUUUUGUUUUAAAUAUAGUGUAUUGGAGCAACAUGUAUAUUCGAAUAACAAUUAAAAUUCGUUGAUUAUUAUGAUUAAAUCUUAUCAGCCGAAGUAAUUGAUAAAAUUAAUAUUAUACUGUAAUCCACUUUUAUAGAAAUCUUGUUCGUCAAGUAGCAUAAGUUUGACAGUCUCGCACUAAUAUGUGGCAUAUAAUGAAUGAUAUUUAUAAUUUUUAUUAACCAAGAGAAGCAGCUAGCAAUAUGAGGAUAAGAAGAUUGUCUGCCCUAUUUUGGGCGACAUGUAUUAUAGCAUUUAUAUUUAUUCUAUAUGUGGUAACAGAUCUCAGUUUUAAAUUGCCUAGUAUAAAGCCUGCAAUGGUGGAUCUUGAAGAUAACAAAUGGUCUUCAUUUGAAUCAAAACUGCGUAAUAUUGAAAAUGAACUAAACCAGCAUCACGCAGUGGUCGGAGAGAUUAAAAGUGCAAUGGAUCAGAUUGUUGAGCAAUCCCAGGAGUUUCAUUCACCACAAAUAAGACCUAAACCUGUACAUAAAGAAAUUAAAAUCAGAGAAUUUAAGGUUGUUGGCGAUGAGCCACCAAGGAUGCAUCGAAAAAUAAACAUGUCAUACUGCCCUAUUUUUCAAACAUCAUCUAAAACUGAUAUUCAGAUGCUUUCAAUGUAUGACAGAAUAAUGUUUGAUGAUGUUGACGGCGGAGUGUGGAAGCAAGGGUGGAACAUAGAGUAUAAAGAUAAUCAGUGGAGUAGUAAAAACAAGUUGAAGGUCUUCAUAGUGCCACAUUCUCACAAUGAUCCUGGAUGGAUCAAGACAUUUGAAAACUACUACAAGACUCAAACAAAGGCUAUAUUCACAAAUAUGGUGGAAAAACUCAAAGAAAAUGUUGGAAGGAAAUUUAUUUGGGCAGAAACUAGUUAUCUUUCAUUGUGGUGGACAUCUGAUGCCACAGAUAAGGAAAAGACAGUGUUUCAAAACUUACUGAAAUCAGGACAAAUUGAAAUUGUGACUGGUGGAUGGGUUAUGAAUGAUGAAGCAAAUGCCCACUGGGUAUCCAUUGCCCAACAACUCACAACAGGACAUCAAUGGCUAAUUGAUAAUCUUGGUUACAUACCCAAAAAUGGUUGGGCAAUCGACCCCUUUGGGCAUUCUAGCAGUCAGCCAUACUUAUUGAAGUUGACUGGCCUAGAAAAUUCUGUUAUACAAAGAGUACAUUACAGAGUAAAAAAAGAACUUGCUUUGAAUAGACAAUUGGAGUUUAAAUGGAGGCAGAUGUGGGAUGGUGUUGGAAAAACCGACAUGUUCACCCAUAUGAUGCCUUUCUAUUCCUAUGAUAUACCUCAUACUUGUGGACCGGACCCUAAGAUCUGCUGUCAGUUCGAUUUUAAAAGAUUACCCGGCAAUGGGGUCACUUGCCCCUGGGGAUUACCACCCAGGAAAAUUGUCCAGAAAAAUAUUGAUGAAAGAUCUUUUAUGAUCUUGGAUCAAUGGCGUAAAAAGGCACAACUGUACCGUAGUAAUGUAGUCCUCGUACCAUUAGGUGACGACUUCCGCUACGAUAGAGCGAACGAAUGGGACAAUCAGUACCAGAACUAUGAAAUGAUCAUUGAUUAUAUAAACAGCAACGACGCGUGGAAUGCUGAGGUACAAUUUGGCACGCUCCAAGACUACUUUAAGGCGGUUCACGAAGAGAUCAAGUCGUCCGACUUCCCGGUGUUGACGGGCGACUUCUUCACAUACGCCGACCGGAACCAACACUACUGGAGCGGGUACUACACGUCACGACCGUUCUACAAAAAUAUGGACCGAGUGCUGCUGGCGUACGUCAGGGCGGCGGAGAUCAUCACGGCGCAGGCGAGCUCGUCGCGCUCCGUGAGCUACAUCACGGCGCUGCAGCUGCGCGACCGCGUGGAGCAGGCGCGCCGCGCGCUGGCGCUGUUCCAGCACCACGACGGCGUCACGGGCACGGCGCGCGACGACGUGCGCGACGACUACGCGCGCAAAAUGCUAACAGCCAUCAAAUACAGCCAAUCGGCGAUCCAGCAAGCGGCAUACUAUCUUCUCAAGCAACCUGCGAUCCAGGAUCAGACGCAGGAAGACGUAUACUUCGACGUGGAUGACAUCUGGCGGAAGCAUGACGAGAUACCGUCCCGGAUAACUAUCGCUUUAGAUCUGAUGUCGCCCUCGAGGCGGCUGUUGUUUUAUAACGCUUUGACGUUUAAAAGACACGAAAUUGUGACCGUACUCGUGUCUUCGCCGCACGUCGAGGUCUUCGACCCGGACGGCAGCCCGAUAAUGGCUCAAAUAUCCCCCGUGGUAGCCGGAGAGAAGCGUCUCGGGUUCGCAGCGAACAAAUUUCAGUUGUCCUUCCCAGUGGUCGUGGACUCGCUGGCGAUCACCGUGUACACCGUGUCGCUGCGAGAUCAAAUGGCUAUUAAUAAGUACACGUCGUACUCGCGCGUGCGCGUGUACAACGCGGACUACUGGUCGGUGGAGCUGCCCAAGAUGUUCGCGGUGGAGCAGCCGGCGGCGCGGCUGGCCGCCGACGUGUCGCUGCGCGCCGGCAACGGCUCGCGGGUCGUCGCCACCGCCGGCGGGCUGCUCAAGGCCGUCGUCACGCCGGCCGGACACACCGUGCCCGUGCACAUGGACUUUGUUCAAUACGACACUCAAAAAGCUCAAGAUAACAACAGUGGAGCGUACCUGUUCAUACCGGACGGACCGGCGACGCCCUUCAAAUCCGAUCCGUUCCCGGAGAUUGUGAUCACGGAGGGACCGUUCAAAGCCACGCUAUACUCAGGACUAGUGGGGCCUAAAGCUGCAGAAAUAUUACUUGCGAUAUCAGUGUACAACAACCCGUCGCUGCCGCACGGGGAGCUGGAGAUCAGCAACACGCUGCUGAUCGACCCGCAGGUGGACGAUCUCGAGCUCGCGAUGCGUUUCUCCACCCCCAUCAAGAACGGAGACGUCUUUUACACGGAUCUCAAUGGAAUGCAAAUGAUAAAGCGACGGUACUUCGAGAAGAUCCCGCUGCAGGCGAACUUCUACCCGCUGCCGGCGGCCGCCUUCCUGCAGGACGAGAGCACCAGACUGUCGCUGCUCACCUCCACGCCGCUCGGGGUGGCCGCGCUCCGGCCCGGGCAGAUUGAGGUGAUGCAGGACCGCCGCCUCAGCCGCGACGACAACCGCGGCCUCAACCAGGGCGUGCUGGACAACGUGCGCACCCGCCACACCUUCCGCCUGCUGCUCGAGCGCGUCGGACACGUCUGCGCGUCGAAAUCUCCCGAGCAUUCAAGCGAGUUUCUCACACUGGGGGCGCACGUGUCGCAGCAGAUGUUGAUGCAGCCGCUGGUCACGAUGCACUACACCGCCAACGAGAACUCGCCUCGACCGGCGUAUUCUCGCUCCCUCGUCAACGCUCCGGACGUUGUAUUGGCUGCAUUCCAUUCUCAUAUAACGGCUAAAAACAAAGAUGGCGCUACACACCACGGAAUGGGUAUGACAUUCCAGCGAGUACAUUUGGACACUUGUUACGGCAACAAGGCGGUCGAGAAGUGGUAUCCUCUUAGCGAAGGACAGAUAACAUUGACAGAUAUGGUUGACGUCCAGCAAGACCAGAUAUUCGACAGCUCCUUGACUUUCGUCCACGUACGGAACCCGGUACCAGAAGCUUUUAUCGCGUUGUGUCCGAUGGAAAUACGCUCAGUCUUCAUCAAUCAAACGUUAAAACGCAUCUAAGACUAUAUUAGUAUAAAAGAAUUAAUAAAUUCAAGGAAUUAAAUGUAAAUUAUUGUAUCAAAUUUGUACACAACAACAAAAUUAUGGAGGUUAUCCUCUAAACUGUUUAUUGAAAAACGUAAAUCCACGUCCGUUGUUUAAAGUAUGUGCUUAUAUAAAUUUAGAAAAUGUUACUUAUUGUUGACGUUUUUUUGGGAAUGUGCUUAAUAAUAUAACAUAGCACCGAGUAGUGCUGUGUAUAGCGACUUAAAUCAAUUUACAAAUAUUACUACUAGAUCAAUCAAUGUUUACAAAUGUGUCUGUACAUGUGGUAUAGAAAUACCUUGUUACGUCUUCUGUAAUACUACGUGUAUUAAUAACGCACAAUAAUUCAAAUAUUCUCUUCAAUUAUCCACUUAAUAAUACAUUAGUAAUAUA